Xiphias gladius (swordfish) is the source of this 2629-nucleotide messenger RNA. RefSeq names its product arrestin domain containing 1a (gene arrdc1a). The transcript is spliced from 8 exons. Gene Ontology annotation, molecular function: ubiquitin protein ligase binding; ubiquitin-like ligase-substrate adaptor activity. NCBI's taxonomy places the organism in Eukaryota, Metazoa, Chordata, Actinopteri, Istiophoriformes, Xiphiidae. Gene Ontology annotation, cellular component: cytoplasm. The record is from RefSeq and is a predicted model, not a curated record. Gene Ontology annotation, biological process: protein transport. Bases 80 to 1456 code for a protein of 458 amino acids.
GGAAUUGAGAGUCGUAAAUGUGGGUGUUAUUGUUUUUGCACGCAGGUGAGCUUCAGUGUCGCUGUGGAUCGGUGAGAACAUGGGGAAACUUCAAGAGUUUGAGAUCACGUUUGACAAAAACAAAGUGGUGUACAGUCCGGGCGAGUCUAUCUUUGGAACCGUGACAGUCAAAGUAGGCCAGGCGCUGCCGUGCAAAGCCAUCAAAGUGAACUGCAAUGGUUUCUGCGGCGUCACUAAUAAAGUAAAUGACACGGCGUGGACGGUGGAGGAACAGUACUUCAACAGCACCGUCUCUGUUGCAGACAAAGGAACCCUGAAACAGGGAGAACACACUUUUCCCUUCAAGUUUCUCAUACCAGCCUCUGCUCCGACAUCUUUUGAAGGCAACUAUGGUAGGAUCAUUUACAGAGUGAGGGCUUUUAUUGACACGCCACGAUUUGCCAAGGACUACAACACAGAGAAAGCUUUCUACCUCCUAAGCCUUCUAAACCUGAAUGAAGUGCCAGACAUAUGGGGAACCUGUUCAUCUGCAGUGACCCAGCAUUUCACCUACAUGCUGGUGAAAACGGGCACAGUGGUCCUGAAGGCCCAGACCGACAUGAGGGGUUACACACCGGGCCAGAUCAUCCAGGUGACAGCCAACAUCCACAACCAGUCUGGGAAGACCACAGGCAACAUGGCGGCCAGCCUGAUGCAGAGAGUUAGCUAUGACACGAAGAGGCCCACCCACGAUGUAAGAACCAUAUCUGAGGUGGAGGGAGGUGUGGUGAAGGCCGGCAAAGAAGUGGAGUGGAAGGAGCAGAUCAUCAUUCCUUCUCUUCCACAGUCCUCCCUUGCUGGCUGUGAUCUUAUAAAGAUUGAAUAUUAUGUUAAAGUCAGUAUAAAGUCUCCAGAUGUCAUGUUGACAUUACCCAUUCACAUUGGGAACAUCUCACUAGACAAAAAACUGCACCCUUCCAAAAAAUUAGCUCCUUCUUCCUCUGCUGCAGCUGAGGAUACACCAACCUCUGCCUCAACCUCUGACACCUCCGCCUCUGCCACCAUUCCCACACCAACACCUCGCCCUGCCCCCAAACCCGCUCCCCGUCCCAUCCCUCGCUCCAGGAUGUCUUCCCAUAAUUCACCCAGCGCUCCUCCAGCUGAGUACUGCCAGGUAGCAGAGGGUGGGACUCAGGUGAACGAUGCCUUCCCCAACAAGCGUCAGUCUCAGCUGGUUUCACCCAACGCUUUCAGCUAUGCUCCCGGACUUUUUUUCCCCCAGAACCAGCAGCACAGUGGGCCUGGCACUGUACCCAGUGGGCCUAUGUUCAGUGGGUCCACAGGGGCCACAGCACCUUACCCCUCUGAGAACAGCACUAGCUCAGUACCAAUACCACUCAUCCUGCCUCCAAACUAUGGCACCUCAGCUUAUCCACAAGAGGCUCCUCCCUCUUACGAUGAGAGCUGCAGCACAUGAAGUGGACAAAUACCUAGGAACAUCCCACUAGGAUGACACUCAAUUCAAUCUGAUAUAAAACAAAAUAUUGAACUUAAACUGCAAUUCAUCGACCAUGUUGAUGAAUUUCCAAAAUAAAAGUCCUGUCAAAUCUAGUGUAACCUAGUAUGAUAAGGUUAUUUUAGGCCUUAACCCCCAGAUUUUAUGUAAAUUUUAAGUUUUUCUAAAUGUACGAGAAUCAGCAUUUUGAAUUGAAAUGACUGUGAAUUGGACUCUACUGCCUAGUGAACAAGUACCUUUACUUACCGAAUGGGGAUUAUUCUCUCCUGCAAAGCCACAGCCAAUCAACACUGUUGUUUUAAAAUCAAUGUUUUUUGUUUGUUUUGUUUAAGCACUUUGAAUGAAAGGAAAGAGAAAAGGAAUAUGCAGAAUUUUAUUUUCUGUUCCUUGUACAGUAACAGGAGUUAAGUUUUUAGUUGUGGGUUAUUUAGCAGAAGAUGGCAUCUGUGAUGUCAAGUUUGAAAGUUUCAUGUAUGAAAACCAUUGCAAAACAAACCGUCUCAUCUCGUAUUUAGUCUAAUAUCCUUCUUAUUUUUUCAAAAGCCAAAUAAGAAAUUAACGUGGGAUUUGUGAAAGGUGAAAUCAUCUAUAUUCAUUGAAUAUUUAAGACUGGGUGAAAGAUGCUGUUUGGAAAGAUCUUUUUAUAUUUGCCUUUGAUCAGGAGUUCUCAAAUUGACAUUGCACAAUCCAGAUAUUGCUGUUGCAAGUUGUCUAUAUAUUACUUUCUAAGGAUAUAGUGCAGGAUCCAAUUUAGCAUUUUCAGAUUUAUGCCAUGUUUGAUCAUUUGUUUCUUUCAUGUACUCGAACUGUGUUGUAAUGACUGUAGACUUCCCUCUAGAAAUUAGAAAUGGUGUAUAUUCUUCUUCCUGUGCUGGAUGUGUCUUGGUUCUGUUCAUGCCAGACAUCCCUUCUGAUUUCUUUUAAUAGUUGAACAAUAAUGCAACAUCACUGUUAUUUGAGGUUUUACUUGGCCAUUCUUGAUGUAGUUCACAUCAACUAUUUAAAUCAUAGUUUUGCAAAUACAUUUUAAUAUUUCUUGAUCAAGUUCAAUCAAUUAAACAUGCAGAAAAACACGUAUUUAUUGCUUUAAGUGUUUUUCAGUUGCUUUCUGGAUUCCAAUAAAUCUGUUUAAAC